Penicillium alfredii is the source of this 4803-nucleotide messenger RNA. RefSeq lists its product as uncharacterized. Bases 1 to 4803 code for a protein of 1600 amino acids. The transcript is spliced from 4 exons. The record is from RefSeq and is a predicted model, not a curated record. Lineage: Eukaryota; Fungi; Ascomycota; Eurotiomycetes; Eurotiales; Aspergillaceae.
AUGGCAGACUCGCCACAUUUGCAUGGCCGCGGGGCUCAGCAGGUCCCUUCCCCGCCCAGUGCCAACAGCCCCCUCUCACCACCUGGUGCAAGCGGAACCCCGAUCUCAUUCCGAACAAAUGUGAAUCGGGCCAAGACAAAGCGUUGGGUGGAAGCAAAGCAAUAUUCUUAUGACGGUGGGGACUGGGGCGACGAGGAUGAGGAGGAGGAAGAAGAAGAGGAAGCUCCGCCGGUGCCUCAGCCUCCUUAUGCCACUCAUAGAACCGGUAGCUCAUCUGAACUGAGUUCUCGGCGUCUAUCCGGGCUCGUUGAAGAGUCACGGAGUAGUCCUUCGGCUGAGGCCAAAGUGGCUAGCCCCAGCGGGGGUGACCAGGGUGCUGCACCUUUCAUCCGACCCGCCGACAUCUAUAAACGGAUGCGCGAGGAGAAGGCACCUCAUCGCGAGGCUGCAGUAGACUCUGCACGCCCAGGCGAUGCUCCUGGCAGUGUUCCUUUCCAUGCACCCAUCCCGGGUAGUGACGAGCCGAAGUCCGAAAGGUUUAAUGCCCCCUCCGUCGGACUACCCGAAGUCAAGCGAGUUUCCGGCUUUGGGACCGACUUGUUCAGUGGCAACAACUCGAGUUUCCAACAAAACGCGAACCCCGAGUCCCAGGAGCCAUCUUUGCAGCAUAACCCUUCUCAAGGGUUCCGAUCGGUAGUCCACCAGGCGUUCGAUGUUCCGGAAACUCCCAACUCCACCACAGGAAGUGUCGAGCGGUCUAAUAGCGAUGGCACUUCUGUGGUUAGUCCGAUCAUGAGCAGUCGUGGUUUGAGUGACGACAAGACCCCCACUAUCCCAGAGGAGCCUCACGAGUCAGGCUCCCCAUCUGCUUCUAAGGAAGCUGCGAACUACGGACCCGUGUUUAAGCCAGGCCACCGGCGGGACUUGAGCCUUCCCAGCAGUGAUAACAGUCCCUCGAAGAAGCCCGUGGUCACCGACCACGCAACCCCCACGGCAGGCCAGGCAGAAAUGUCGUCCGUUUCCCCUCACCCGCUUCAGCAUUCCUCGCCGGAAUCCUCGCAGCAAUCACCAGACACAGGAGUCUCCUCCAAGCGAGCAUCCAUGCACCCGCCUUCGAAUACAGCCGAGAGGGACUUGCCUGCACCUCUCAAGCUUGGUAACAACCCGGCACCAGGCUCUGAUGGAUAUCAUGGCGAAAUACCCAUAAUUGUCCCUGCGAGUGCAGGCAACUCUCCGCAGGAUACCGACAACGACCGGUUGAGAGAGGAGAUCAUUCGAUCACUGAGCAGGGAAAACACCCCCGAAGAACCCGAGCAAGUGGGCCAGCAGACUCGGCCGCAGCCAUCUCACGAAGAGUCUACUCCACACCAGCCUGGGAAUUAUUUGGAUGGUCAGGGUGGACCUAGCAUUGAUGAUUCUUCCAAGACUCCGGUCUUAGAAGGCCAUCCGGAAUCGGCGCUCGCACAUCCUUCGGCACCGGUCGGCCAACCAAAGAAACCGAAGCUGGAAAGACGGUUCUCGUGGGAAUCAUCUGACGAGGAUGAUCCUGAGCCGCAAAUUCCCGGUAGCUAUUCUUCCCCGCCUCCUUUUAAUGAAGCUUUGGCCACUCAAGAACCGGUGCCUCUGCCCGACGAAGGGACCCCUCCGCCUCCAGAAACAGUAUCCCCCGACCUAGCCUCGGAUGAUUUUGACAGGGACGGUGACCAGCCAGUCGUUGAGAAGCCUAGGCUUUCAAUCAUACCUCCAGUGGCGGAGAGCGGUUCGCCGCCAGAGCAGGUGAUUCCGGCGGAUCCCUCCAUCCAUUCCCGAGAGGCACCUUUGCCUGCGACUAUCGAAAAGUCAUCCAUCGAUGAGUCGAGCUUGCAGGGAUUCCGCGACAUCCUCGGUAUCAAAAUUCCAGAUGGGCGCAUUCGGGCGUUCAGCCAUACCAGGGAUCAGUUUGCCGUUCUUGACACUGGUCUUGACCAGUGGCUCUCUUUCAUGGUCCACGAGCACCCCGAUCAUGCGGAUGUGGUUCAGCAGAGUCAGAGUCUGUCUUCCGCAGCGCCUCGUACCUCUCCAUCAAGAAGCCGAUUCCCCAAGUUGACGUCCUUCGGCACUCUCAGCUCCGUGGGUGACAGCACUCCGACCAGCGCCAGCCAUAUCCGACGUCCUUCGGGACAUCUUGGAACUGUGAUGAACAGGCAGAAUGUGGAGCAGCGUGGGAAGGAAUUCCUGCACACGGCCGGCACAUUCAGUGGUAAGGCAGGCGAGGCCGCUAAGGGGCUGUUUGCCAAGGGAAGAAGCAAGUUCCGACCUGGAGGGACCGACAAGGGUCAAUCGGCAACUGCGCGCAAGAGUCUGCAGUUGUUGUCAUCAGGCUCGGAAAAGUCCCAUGGUAACUCUUCCCUUCGGAACUCCGUCACCUUUGGCAGUCUGCCCAUGUUCAAAUCUGGUCGACAAGAGGGCGCCUCUGGUGAUCCGGCUAAUCUAGACGAUUCGGAAGCGAGCGCGUCCAAGCGGUUGACGGUAGCCCAGUUGGGGGGACUCUCACGUCCUACACCGAGUACAGACAAGGAACUACCAUUAUCCCCUGAUUCGGCUCGACGGGCGAGCGAAGGCGCUCCCCGGAAUACCGAUUUCGCGGGCGACUUGGAGCAGGAGAUGAUCGCUGCUCUCGGUCUCUCUCCGACUGAAACCCGUCCUCAGCAGCCGGCAGCCACCUCGUCGACGUCGCAUCCUGGCGAGAUCCUGGCUCAGGGUCAAUCUGCGCGAGCUUCCACUGGUCUGUCCAGGGACGGGGCACCUACUUGGAAGUCUGUCGGCUUUGCUCCGCCGAAGAAAUCCCCAAGCACAGACAAAAGCUUGCCAGCGAUUCCUACCGAGGACCCCGAUUCUCCUGUUUCUCCGGGGGCGAGCAAUCCCCAAGACCAACUUGUUCAGGAUGCGGCGGAGGCUACUGCAUCAUCCAUACGUCCUGUGGAUGAGGACGUCAAGCCGCCUCUUCCUCCAAAGGACUAUGCGUUUUUAGCUCCACGCCAGGCAUCGGUAUCAACGCUCGGGACAGACGAACGGAACACAAAUCGCCCAUCUCAGUCAAAUUCCGAUAGCGACCCGCCCUCUCCAUUGCAACCGCCAUCAAAGGAAUCCGACGACCCCUUGUACAGCAAGCCAGUUUCGGAAGCCAACACAUCGAACGUCUCCCUCCCAUCCGAUGAGCAAAACACCUCGAGCUACGAGCCGAUCUACCCACAAAGACCCCAAAGCUCUGCACAGGUCCUGGAGUCCAAGCGCAAGUCGAUCAGUGGCAUCCUCCAGUCCGUUCCGGGGGUCCAAAGCCCCUUGAGGAAUGAAGUCAGGUAUUCGCCCGGCACGCGGAGCAGCAUGAUGAGCUUUGGCAGCUUCGGCAAGCAGAGUGCCAAUAGCAAGGGAACGCGCCCGCCGACUCCUGCCAAUGAUCUGGCUCAGCCCACGGAUCCGGAGUCACCGGUACAGAAUGAGGCAUCUGCCAUGGGCAAAUUGAAGAGCUUCGGGAAGCGUCGCCGGGCUUCGAUGGGCGAUAUCCUCUCUGGGUUCCAGGGAGGACAGGAGAAACUGAUCUCUGGGAUUCAAGGCGGGCAAGAGAAACUCCGCUCUGGGAUCCAGACAGGCCAGGGCAAACGGGCCUUUAGCAGGAUCAGUGGAAUCUUCCACCGACAGCAGGACUCUCAGCGCCCAGAAAACAGAUCAACAUAUCUCACCAAGGGCGAUGCUACACCUCGAGGAAGCCACGAUCUAACGCCCUCGUCAACAAACGAAUCCACGCGCUCCGGUAACCCCUCUGGAAACAAGUCUGGUUUAUCGUACCAUGCUCCCGAAUCCGAGACGCCUGCGUCACAGCGCUCAGACCAAUCGACGCCUCAGCCACGCGACCCUCGUCAGCGUGCUAGUAUGCCGCUUCCCCCUUCAGCUUCUUUCAAUCCUCUUGCUUCUAGAUCGAGUCGGUUCUAUUCGCAGCUCCAGGCUGCUGCGGCGAACGGAACUGUGAAUACCUUGCAGAGUCCUGGUGAACAAACACAGUCUGUGCUGUCAAAAUCCCGGACACCGUCGCCUCCUUCGAACUCUGAUACUGGUGCUGCCUCGGUGCCGCAGUCGCUGCCGAAAUUACAGGAACAGCCGGAUGAAGAGCCGGGUGAGGUGCCAACUGAAAAGCAGCAGCCUGAAGAGAAAGAGACACAGUCAGAGCAGGAGGGUCAGAAGGUAGAGGAGCAGGAUGUUCAGCCCCAGGAGCAGAAGCCAGAGGAGCAACAGCAACAGCAAGAAACUCAACCGGGGCUCAAGGACCAGGAAUCCCAGUCGCAGGAGCACUGCCCAUCGCAGCAGGAGAAUCAGCAGUGUCAGGACAAGAGUCCCCAAAAUCAGACCCAGGAACCGAAGCAGCACAAAGAUCUCCCUGUGCAAGACCCUCAACCAGUCUACGAGCUAGAGCAGUCUUUGGUGGUGCAAGAACUCCAACAAGAAGCUCAGCAAGAGACAAAGAAAGACUCCCAGCCUCCGCUGUCAGUCCUUCACCCUCAACUCAGUGUCCGGUCCCGGAAACCCGUGGGAUCUCCUGUAUCAGCGAGCUCUUCUGAGGGUCAAGCAACGCCCAAGGACACCAAGGACACCACCGUCCCCGACGCCUCUACGGCUUCCACAGUUCCUCAAGAAAACAUCGAAACCCAGGCCUCGAAUGACUUGCCCAGGCGCGCAGAGCCAGCCGCCACCAAAGACGACUCCAGUGAGGAGAUUGUCAUGUCCCCGACAGCCUAUCCAGGGCAGGAGUGGACCCCGAUGCAUUUCUAG